This is a messenger RNA of Drosophila obscura, 1922 nucleotides long. RefSeq names its product odorant receptor 59b (gene Or59b). The record is from RefSeq and is a predicted model, not a curated record. Gene Ontology annotation, biological process: detection of chemical stimulus involved in sensory perception of smell; sensory perception of smell. Lineage: Eukaryota; Metazoa; Arthropoda; Insecta; Diptera; Drosophilidae. Gene Ontology annotation, molecular function: odorant binding; olfactory receptor activity. The transcript has 3 exons. Gene Ontology annotation, cellular component: plasma membrane. The coding region runs from base 13 to 1209 and encodes 398 amino acids.
GGCAAGCUGAAAAUGGUGUUGUUUGAGCUGAUAAAUCCGGCUCCGCUGACGCAGUCCGUCAAGUCUCGCGAGGCGAACAUUUAUUUUCACAGGGCCAUGUGGCUGAUCGGCUGGACACCGCCCAAGGAGGGAGUACUCCGGUAUGUCUACCUUUUCUGGACCUGCGUGCCGUUCGUCUUUGGGGUGUUCUAUUUGCCGUUGGGCUUCGUCAUCAGCUAUGUGAAGGAGUUCAAGAACUUUUCGCCCGGCGAGUUCCUCACGUCGCUGCAGGUGUGCAUCAAUGUGUACGGGUCAUCGGUGAAGUCAACGAUCACGUAUUUGUUCAUCUGGAGGCUGCGGAAGACGGAGCAGCUGCUGGACACGCUGGACAAGCGGCUGCAGACCGAAAGCGAUCGCCAGAAGAUCCACGAUAUGGUGGCACGCUGCAACUAUGCUUUUCUCAUCUACACCUUCAUCUACUGCAACUAUGCGGCGUCCACGUUCCUCUCGUAUACGCUGAGCGGUCGUCCGCCCUGGUCGGUGUACAAUCCGUUUAUCGAGUGGCGCAACGGCUUGGGCAGCCUCUGGAUACAGGCGAUCUUCGAGUAUAUCAUCAUGUCCUUUGUCGUGCUGCAGGACCAGCUGGCCGACAUAUAUCCCCUCAUGUACACCAUGAUCUUUCGGGCCCACAUGGAUGUGCUGAAGGAUCAUGUGCGGACUCUGCGCACGGAUCCCGAUAAAAGCGAAGCGGAAAACUAUCAGGAUCUGGUCAAUUGUGUGAUUGAUCACAAGACAAUACUGAGAUGCUGCGACAUGAUCCGUCCCAUUAUUACCCGCACAAUCUUUGUGCAGUUUACGCUGAUUGGAUCCGUGUUGGGUCUCACUCUGAUCAAUGUGUUCUUCUUCUCGAACUUCUGGAAGGGCGUGGCCUCCUUUCUGUUUGUACUCACGAUCCUGCUGCAGACAUUUCCCUUCUGCUAUACCUGCAAUCUACUCAUCGACGACGCCGAGGAUUUGGCCAACACAAUUUUCCAAUCCAAUUGGGUGGAUGCCGAGCCGCGCUACAAGGCCACCCUGGUCUAUUUCCUUCACAAUGUCCAGCACCCGACUAUGUUUAUUGCCGGUGGCAUAUUUCCCAUUUGCAUGAGCACGAACAUAAGCGUGGCCAAAUUUGCUUUCAGCAUUAUCACAAUUGUGCGACAAAUGAAUCUGGCGGAGCAGUUCCAGUAAAACGAACUUUCACGUUACUAUCCAAUCCUGAAUUAUUCUGCACUUGUAAUGGAAAAAAGUAGAGUCUGCCAUUUGCAUAAAAUUUAUAUAUGUUGGCGGCUUAUCCGCAUAAGAUUUUGCCUGAUUCAGUUGGUAAAUGGCAAUGGCAAUGGGAAUGGAGUGGAGCGGAGCGGGAGUGGGAGUGGGAGUCGGAGUGGAUGGGAGGCCAAAUUUCGUGGCUAAAUUUUGGUAAAUUGUGUUAACAGACGGAAAUUACAAACAGGCCAGACGCCGACAGCCAGACGAUUGGUACAGCUGGAAAGGGAAGCAGUCGCCAGAGCAUAGAACAGGAGACACAUUUCACUGAAGGAGCAGCCAGCCACACAGCACUACACAGCACAGCACAGGAAGUACAUAUAACUGUUUACAUAUUGUAUGCGAUUUUUAUUUAAAUUUUAUGUUAAACACGUGACUUGUAAACAGCAAAAAGGAAGGCACACCACCACCGCCAUAUUCGCCUGUCCGUACUCGUGUACGAGAAAUAAUAUAAAUCGCUUCGCUCAGUCAUAACAACUACAGCGGGGUUGAAAUCUAUUAUAUGCCGGCGGUUCAGUAAAAAGCAAAUAUUAUGACAUAUUUUUGCGGUUGUGCUUGCCACACACGCUCCUUUAUAUUUGCAAAGAAUAUCCACGUACGUGUAUAUAUAUGUACAUAUAUGUACAUACAUAUAUUUG